AUGGCUUUUAAUAUUUUAAUUUGUCAGAGAUCAUUAUUUAUCAAUAAUAACAAUUCAUCACUGCCACUAAUUUCACAACAUUUUUGUUUAAAGAAGUCAUUUAACUAUAAAAAAUCAUCAUGUAAAUCACCAUUGAAAUUAAAUUAUGUUCAUAAAAUUUAUAAUUCUACACCAUCAUCAAAUAAUUCAUCAUUACUUGUAAAAGAAAAACCAAUAUCUAAAAAAUUUUAUGAAAUAAUUAACAGUAUAAAAGUUGGUGAUGGUAAAGAAGUAUUAACUUCUGCAACAAAAGUGUUAAACGAUUUUACAGGAUAUUCUGUUGUAGAAGACUUAAAGAAAAAGGUUAUUCAACAAGAGAAUAAAUUGGCAGAAGCACGAAAACAACUUGAAGAUGCAAAACUUUCAUAUGAGAACGCCAUAUCUAUAAGAUCAAAUACACAACGUGAAGUUAGUGAAUUAUUACAACGUAAACAUUUAUGGACAAAUGAUGAUGUGAUCAGAUUUACAGAAUUGUAUCGUAAUGAACAUUUAAAUGAACAAAAAGAGGUGGCAGCCAAAGAUGAAUUUCAUAAAUGUGAAAAAAUGGUUGAGACAGGUUACACCGAAUUGACUAGGAUGAUGAUGAUGAGGUAUCAUGAAGAACAAGUUUGGAGUGACAAGAUUCGUAGUGCAUCUACAUAUGGUACAAUUUCCUUGAUAUUGCUUAAUUUUAUAUUGUUUAUUUGUGUACAAACUGUUUUUGAACCAAGGAAAAGACAAAAAUUGGCUGAUAAAUUUGAAGAAUUACUUAUUGUAAGGUCAAAUGAAGAAGAGGGUAGACUUAAAAAUGAUAUUUUUCAAUUACUUAAAGAACAGUUACAAAAAUUGGAAAAAAGAUUUAAUGAAUUACUAAAUGUUUCAACAAUAACAACAGCAACAUUACCAUCAUCACUGAUUUCAAAUGAGCCUAAAGAUAUAAUAAUUGAGCAAGAAACAGCAGUAAAAGAUAAUGAGCAAGGUGUUAAUAAUAAUCCUGAUGAAAUUGAAGCAAUAAAUUAUUCUGAUUCUUCCUCAACUUUAAAUCUUAUUAAGCAAAAUAACCCAAAAAUUGUCCAUUUGUCAACUGAUGAGUUAGAAAAUAUUACUAUCAUUUCUGCUAUAUUGGGAGCCUCUGUGGGUAUACUACUUAGCCUAGCAUUUAAUGAAAUAUUUAGAAGAUGA
Messenger RNA from Entrophospora sp. SA101, 1200 nucleotides. The record is from the annotation of a GenBank genome assembly. NCBI's taxonomy places the organism in Eukaryota, Fungi, Glomeromycota, Glomeromycetes, Entrophosporales, Entrophosporaceae.